AUCGCUCGCCGCGUGGAAGCGUGGAGCACUCGCCCUGGAAUACGUGGCUCCACACGGCCGGCUUCCCAUUUCGUUUGCUCGCUUCGACGGUUCCACCUCUCCUCGCCUCGUCACGGCCGCCGACUUCUGUGGCCGCGAGACAGUGAGAGAGGCCUCCCGAACCCGCCAGUCCGGAAGAGGCCGCUCUGGAUUCGUCCGUGCCGGCGCCGGCGACCGGAGAUUCUGGGAUUGGAUAUAGCGCCGUGACCCCGCCGCCCGCGAGUAGUAGAGUUGGGGGAGUUAGGUAGACACUAGAGAGGUGGGAGCUCGGAGAAGGCAGUGGCGCGAGCGCCUGAGAGGAGGGACGGAGAGGGCGGUUCUUGGCUUCUUGCCCCCACCCCACCCAACGAAUCACUGGGACGCAGGGUCGAUCGGUCGCUGAAGCAUUGCCGUCCGUCAGCCAGCCAUGGUCAUGGACACCACUGAACCGGACUACUGGCUCAACUGGAGGUUCCUGCUCUGCGCCACCUGGGUCUACUCCUGCGUGGCCCUGGCAUGCUUCUUGAUCUGGAAGUAUGAGGGGGCCAGUUCACCGGCCGGCAAUGACGAAGGAGUCGACAGAGAGGAGGCCCGGCCGCCCCGGGUCGGACCUGGUGUCGUGUAUCUUGACGAUUGCUGGAAACCAUGCCUUGAGCAGAUCCAUCCUGGUUGGCUGCUGGCGUUUCGCCUUGUAGCGUUCUUCGCUUUGGCUUCCCUGCUUACCUAUGAUGUUAUCGUUGAUGGUUGGACCAUCUUCCUAUACUACACCCAGUGGACGUUCUUGCUUGUCACCUUGUAUUUUGGGCUUGGCUCGGUGCUCUCAGUUUAUGGGUGUUAUCAGUUAGCUUGCAAGACGGAUAAAUCUGAUGCAGAUCAUGGCUCAUAUGUCAUUGCGCCAACAGGGGAAAGUAGAUACGAUGACUCCAUCAAAAGAUCUUUUUCCAGUAAAACACAUGAUGGCCGAGAAAUAGCAGGGUUUUGGGGUUACCUGUUCCAGAUCAUGUUUCAGACUAAUGCAGGUGCUGUUAUCAUUACGGAUCUGGUGUUCUGGUUCAUCCUCUACCCUUUCCUCGCAUACAAUCAAUAUGACAUGAAUUUUUUGCUGAUUGGAACACAUUCAAUCAAUGUUGUCUUCAUAAUUGGUGAUACUGCUUUGAAUAGCUUGCGUUUCCCGUGGUUUAGAAUAGCAUAUUUCAUGCUGUGGACAGGUAUUUUUGUCAGUAUUCAGUGGAUCGUCCAUGCUAAUGUGUCAAUAUGGUGGCCUUACCCAUUUCUAGACUUGACAUUCCCUCGAGCACCUGUAUGGUACUUGGUGGUAGCAUUGCUUCACUUCCCUUGCUACGCUUUGUUCGCCCUAGUUCUGAGGCUCAAACAAUCUCUUUUGGAGAGCUGGUUUCCGCAUAGUUACACUUACGUGAAGUAAAACAGCAAAGAUAUACACAUACUGUUACCAUUUUAUUCCCAAUUUUUUUCUUGUCCUGGAAAUUACAUGGAGCUGCUGCUACUUUGUAGGCACAUACAUUCUUUCAGAGAUGUGCAUGUAAUUCCUUGUAAAUUGACACGGCAUAUAUUCCCCCCAGAGCAUUGAGAUUCAUAGCUUCUUUGAACCAGCUGUUGUUCC
Messenger RNA from Brachypodium distachyon (stiff brome), 1639 nucleotides. RefSeq lists its product as uncharacterized. Bases 446 to 1441 code for a protein of 331 amino acids. Gene Ontology annotation, cellular component: membrane. NCBI's taxonomy places the organism in Eukaryota, Viridiplantae, Streptophyta, Magnoliopsida, Poales, Poaceae. The transcript is spliced from 10 exons. The record is from RefSeq and is a predicted model, not a curated record.